Molecule: messenger RNA, 867 nt
Organism: Fusarium keratoplasticum
Lineage: Eukaryota; Fungi; Ascomycota; Sordariomycetes; Hypocreales; Nectriaceae
Exons: 3
Coding region: 1-867 (288 amino acids)
Source: RefSeq, a predicted model, not a curated record
AUGGCGAAGCUCGAACCGGCGACCGACAUCGAUCCCAAUGUCUGGUAUCAUAUGACAGAGGAGAAUGUGGACGAUUACGAUGGAGACUUCAAGGCGAUGCUACAGACGUGGGAGGAUGGGGAUUUCAAGGUGUUUCCCGUGGCCAAAAGGAAGACGUACUGGCAAUUUCAACCGAUAGGCAAGGUACCGGGUCGAUACGCUCUCCGAUGUUCCGAAACCACGACACGAAAGCAGUUCGCCGUCUGCUACCGCCCAAGCGAGUCAGUCGAGAACAGACGCACGCGUGCUUGUCUACGAAACAGCGACGGAAGCGAUGGACAACAAUGGGACGUGGCACUAUGGGGAAAGAAUGACACGUACCGCUUCAUCAAUGUACACAACGGCAGCAAAUAUCACCUCGAUGUCAUCCCAAACGGCCCGGUGUACAUGAGCCCAAACCUUGAUGGGUACCAAAGGAGGCAGCGGUGGCUCAUGACGAGCGUGAGCAACGUGGACGACGCGGCGUAUAGUACCGUUUUUUCGAACGCUCCUGAGUCAACUGCCGAUUCAGCAACGACAACAGGCGACUCCGGCAACCAAACGGGCCAACCCGAUACAGAUUCUGGCGGCUCUGACAACAGUAGCCUUUCGGGCGGUGCCAUCGCGGGUAUUGUCAUUGGAGCAGUGCUUGGUGUUCUUGCGAUUGCGCUUGUGGCAUUCUUCCUCUGGAGACGGAGAAAACGGCAGACCGAGGGAGCUCCCGCAUCCACCCAAGCUCCACCGUACCCUCAGUCGCCCGAUGGUUAUAAGCCAGAAACAUCCUCACAGACGCCGGUCUACGAGCUACCGAAUAACCAAAACCCGGCCGAGCUGCCCGCAAAUCAUUGA